AUGCAUAUUAAUCAACGGAAUAAUAAAUCAGACAACCAACAUAUUGCGCUGAAAGCCUUUUUUGUAUUGCUUGCUGUUGGGCUGCAAAAGCCGGGACCAAAGUCUAAAACAAAAGACCACAAAGAUAACUUAAAGAAACGCUUGGCGUCAUGGAAAAGUGGAGAAAUCGAUAAACUGUUGCACGAAGGACGAGUGAUUCAAAGUCGUAUUGGAAAAGGAAGGAAAUCUGAACCACAAAACAAAGCAAAAAUAUUUGCAAAACUUGUUAUGGAAGGCCAGAUAAACUCAGCAAUGCGCUUUCUGAACGAUGAUAAUUCGGGAGGGAUUCUAUCGCUAACAGAUGAUGUAAUGCAACGGUUACUAGAGAAACACCCAGAAGCACAACCAGCAAAAUCGAGAGUUGGCCUUCGCGGACCAGUUCAAGAUAUACCAGAGA
Paramuricea clavata is the source of this 436-nucleotide messenger RNA. The record is from the annotation of a GenBank genome assembly. Lineage: Eukaryota; Metazoa; Cnidaria; Anthozoa; Malacalcyonacea; Plexauridae.